UUCCAUAAAUAGGACCGACCAGGGUCGACCUGCCCGUACGUGACGUGGCCUUUGUUUUAUUCAAAACAAGACACCGCACCACUUCCCCACAGAAGUAAAAGAAGUAAUAUCAACGAAAGGUUCUAGAACGCAAAAUGUUGCCGCAUCAUCAACGCCAUAAAAUGGUGGCGCUUGUUGGCGCCGCCAUUUUGUUGGCAUGCUGUCUUAUUACGCCCGUCGAGGCGAGGUCACGGGACAAGGAGGAGCGCCGUAGUCGUGGUCGUGGCAACAACGCCUCCGGGUCAUCAUCCAUUUCCUCGUCGUCCUCCUCCUCAGGCCUAGCAGGUGGCUCUUCAUCCAGCUACUACACCUCCAGCUUUGGCAGCUCCUCGAACAGUGGCAGCACUGGCUACAACGGACCCAUGGACAGCACCGGCUUCUGUACGCGUCGCCGGGAUAUGAAGCUAAUGUGCUACUGCACGCCUGACGAGAAUCAUGUGCCGGUACAGAAGGCCGAGUGUUGGGUAUUUUCGGAGGGCCUGCAUGAGAACGACACCACCUGGACACGUUUCUAUCAGCAGAAGAGGCUGCGCGAACUCAAGUUCGUCAUUCAGAACAAUGCACGUCUGGACUACAUACCCACAAUGAUUAUAGAGCCGUUGAAGAACCUAAGCAGCAUUGUCAUCGAGUAUUCCCAGGUGGAGAUUGUCAAGAGCUAUGCCUUCGCCAAUUUGCCCUUCCUGGAGCGCAUCAUUCUUAAUAAUAACCACAUAAUGGCUCUGGAUCAGGACGCAUUUGCCAACCACAUACGUCUGCGUGAACUGAAUCUGGAGCACAACCAGAUCUUUGAGAUCGAUCGCUAUGCCUUCCGUAACUUGCCGCUGUGCGAGCGCCUCUACAUGAACAAUAACAACAUAAGCACCCUGCAUGAGGGUCUCUUCGCCGAUAUGGCGCGCCUCACCUUGCUGAGCUUGGCCCACAACCAGAUUAACGUGUUGACAAGCGAGAUAUUCCGAGGCUUGGGAAAUCUUAACGUUCUCAAGCUUACCCAUAACAAUCUUAACUUUAUCGGCGACACAGUCUUUGCUGAGCUUUGGAGCUUAAGCGAACUGGAAUUGGACGAUAAUCGCAUAGAGCGCAUUUCGGAGCGUGCCCUGGAUGGAUUGAACAAUCUAAAAACACUCAACUUGCGCAACAAUUUGCUGAAGAAAAUCGACAAUGGCUUGCUUCGUGGCACGCCAGCCCUGCUGUCCAUCAACGUGCAGGCCAACAAAUUGGAAACGCUGACGUUCUACACAUUCCAGCCAAUUAUGGACAAUUUGGUCAACAGUACCAGCGAGUUGUUGGUGUCAGACAACAAAUUCAUUUGCGACUGUCGGCUACAAUGGAUCUUCGAAUUGAAAAAUCGCACACGUCACCUGCAGCUGCGUGACUCGCUGGAGGAUUUCAUUUGCUCGCUGCAGGAGCCCAAGCUGUCGCAUUUUGUCGACCCGGUGCCGUCACACAUCCUGGAUCUGCUCAACAUUGGCGGCUUCACGGCUAUCGGCAGCAACAGCGCCAGCAUGGGCGGCAUUGGCAACACCCUGGGUGGCUCCAGCUACGUCAGCAUGGAUGACCUGUCCACAGGUACAGGCAUAGGCAUCGGCAGUCGCAAGCACCCGAGCAGCAAAUCGCGGCAGGCGUUGCGCGGCCAACGACAAUUCACGGGCGCUGAAAAUGUGGUGGAGGCGAAGUUGCGGCGCAGGCGACAACUGGCGGCAGAGACUGGACUACCAGCUGUGGUGGCUGCAGUGGCGCCCACGCACAAACGCUACGACUACGACUAUGAUGUGUCCAAUGCAGGUGGUGGUCAUGUGCCCGGCUUGGGUCAUGGCGGCCUCGACAUGGACGACAACCUGAAUUUGCACAAACAGAGCUCAUUCUAUGGCGGCAGUGGUGGUUUAGUCGGCGCCACUGACCUUCACAAUGAUGUGCUGCUCACCCAUCAGCAGGGCAACAGCCUCGAUGUCGAUUCGCUGGACGCACUGUCCGGCAAAAACACCAUCAGUGUGAGGCUCUUCAUGCUGAAGCCCGAGAUGCUGCCGUGUCAUGACGAACUUAGCGAUCCCACCGAACUGCCGCUCUCUCGCGAUCUUAUGGAUGUACGCAGUAAUGUGGGCCAGGAUCUAACCAGCAUGUCCCCCAGAUUAGUGGUAGCUCUACCGACACCAGGCCUCCUCUUGGUAGUCUACUUGUAUCUGAUUAUGCUGCACUUGGGCUGAGUGGAUAAUGGCACCCUUUACUGAAUCUGCAUCCGCUUUUUUGUUGUGAUUGGAACCAGCGUGCUCUAUGCCCGAAGCGGAUGCGAAGAUUUGAAGGCGCAUUAUGAGUUUUUAAUUGUAUAUACUCGCGAGUAUUCAUUCGGUAGUCCUUAGUGUAGUCGCUUGGUAAUUGACUUUGGAGCGGUUGCAGUAACUAAACGCCAUCUCAGCUAUCAACAUAAAAUUACAACACACAAAAACGGAAUCCAGAAGAAGCCACUGUCAAGACAAGGGACUAGACAACAUUGUGGAAACGAGCUUCAGAAAAAAAAGAAAAAACACAAAAAUAUGAAUGGUAGAAUUUAUCUAAGAAAUUAUAAAGAUACAAAACGCAGACAGCCUGCGAGCUAUGUAAAUAUGUAAAGAACGGAAUUUGAUUAACUCAUAUAAAUUUAGCAUUUAGCUGUAAAGUUAGUUUGACUUGAGAAUUUCAGCAGUGAAGCAGACAGACACAACAACAACCUAACAACCUAACAACUUAACAGAAAAACAGUUAAACAAGAAAAACCAAAAUAAUAACUAAUUGAUGAAUGCAAAAGAGAACCUCCGAGCAAACUGGCGUUUCAUUUAACUCAUACUACAAUACCACUAAAUGAAUACACAGUACUACAUAAAUACUUACAUAGUUUAAAUAGCCAUAGAGUCGAUGCAUACUAUAUGUAUCUACGUGUAUAAUCGAAUCAUUUGUUUGCCAUUUGUUUACUUGAGCAAGGGUACAUACAGUUUAAAAAAGAAAAUAAACUUGGAAAGCGCUAAACGUCUUAGAUGCUGCAGCAAGCUACAGGUACAGCUAAACUAUACCAGGUAGACACGGCUAGGGAUAGAGUUGUAUUGAGAGGGCCAACAGAAGGCAUAUGCUUGUAAGAUAAACGCAAACAGCUGAACGUUUUAUUGAUAACAGAAACGAGUAACUAGGAAAUAGAAAAUAUAAACUAGAAAAUAGAGAUAUAAUAGCUACACACAUACUUGUACUAAAUAGUUAGCCUAGGCUUCACCGGAUGGUCCUGGACCAUAGGUUCUCACUCUUACUACUCGUAGUUUAGGAGCGCUUUUUAAUUGUAAGCUGAAAGACGAAAACCAGAAAAACCAGACCCAUCAAUCACAAACUAAGUACUAAUACUACGCAACCUGUUUCCGCAACGCUUAGUCUCUCAUUUCUACUGCCACGCCCACACAAACUGUCUCUUGAAUUCAGCUCUCCUUUAUUCUGUUUCCACUUGACUGCAUUCGAAAAUAUAUACAUAUACUCCUUAUAUAUUCUUUUGCAUUUUUCAAUUUUUUCACUCACAAGCAAAUUGUAGCAAGUUAAG
Messenger RNA from Scaptodrosophila lebanonensis, 3589 nucleotides. RefSeq names its product connectin (gene Con). The record is from RefSeq and is a predicted model, not a curated record. Gene Ontology annotation, molecular function: protein binding. The coding region runs from base 135 to 2240 and encodes 701 amino acids. NCBI's taxonomy places the organism in Eukaryota, Metazoa, Arthropoda, Insecta, Diptera, Drosophilidae. The transcript has 4 exons.